Messenger RNA from Rhinocladiella mackenziei CBS 650.93, 2196 nucleotides. RefSeq lists its product as uncharacterized. The record is from RefSeq and is a predicted model, not a curated record. NCBI's taxonomy places the organism in Eukaryota, Fungi, Ascomycota, Eurotiomycetes, Chaetothyriales, Herpotrichiellaceae. Bases 1 to 2196 code for a protein of 731 amino acids. The transcript is spliced from 5 exons.
AUGGAUGAUCUGGAUGGCCUCGCGGAGAUGCAGAAAAAAUUUCGUGACCUGGUUGCAAAUGAGAGCAACAUCAGAACCACUUGCUGUUUUGCAACGUCACCUGUUCCCGGGAGCAAACUUAUGAUAUCACCUGAAUGGGCCAUUCUUCCCCGCGUCAGACCAAUCGCCAUCCAUGCGGACCAUUUCGGUAUGACAAAUUUCAAAUCUUCGUCCGAUCAGAGCUUCCAAGCUAUUGCGGCAUUGCUUUCCAAGCAGGUGUACAAACUGAGAGACACGACCCGGACGGCCCAAACCCGCGACGAUGGCGUGUCAAUCUCGGGUUCGCAUCGCAUUGCACCGACAAUGUCUGCUGCAGAGCGUGCAAUGCGUGCGUUGCUCAUCGGCAGCUCCCAUUAUGACGAUUGGGACUUGGACGUGGAUAAUGAAUUCGCAACGCAUACUCUCGCGCGAAUGGAGACUCUCCCAGGAUCCACCCCCCGAGUCCGGCAGGGUUGGAGCUCUGCUCCGGAACCAACCACCGCAUCGAAGGAUAUUCAAGUUGGGCUUCCGCGGCUUCCCGAAGCAGGAAGCCAAAGGCACUUUGAAAUCCUCCGACAGUGGCUUUCCAUCUGUGACGAUAGACAUCCUUGGGGGCCGCCUCCACAUUUCUGCACGUACCGGAGCAACGUCGACCAACCUAAGUUUGGAAUCCAGCUCAGCAAUCUUCCGGCCACGUUGAGAGAUGCCAUUAUCACCACGAGAGCACUGAGACUGCGCUAUCUGUGGAUUGAUUCGCUAUGUAUCAUUCAGGAUGACGAUAGCGACUUCAACGUCGAGGCAAAGCACGUGGAGUCUAUCUUUGGCCAGGCAUAUUGUGUCAUCGCGGCAAGCCGAUCCAAAGGGCACAGAGAUGGGUUCCUCCAGCCUCGGCGAACAAGAGAGUUCGUCCAGCUUCCUGGGCCAAACAACGAGCCUUUCUACCUUUGCGAGAACAUUGACGACUUCGAACAGCAUGUUCUCGAGGGCAACCUGAAUAAGAGAGGCGGGGUCCUGCAGGAGCAUGCACUCGCUCGACGUACCAUCUUCUUCACCGAACAUCAGACGUACUGGGAAUGCGGAGAGGGCGUCCGCUGCGAGACCAUGACGAGAAUGCACAGCAACCUUGACGCGUUCGUCGGCGACCCCAAUUUUCCCCAGGCCAUCAUGUCGGUCGCGAGUCCCGACAUGAUUGUCAGGUAUCAGACCUUAUACGAAAAAUUCUCCCAGCUUGCGUUUACGAAGGAGUACAAUCGACCCAUUGCCAUCGAUGGCCUCCAAAAUUGCUCGCUGGAGGUCUUCGACACAAAUAACAUCAAGGGAGGCUUCGGCGUCCUCGAUGAUGGAACGAAAGGCGGUCUCCUGCACCGAAGUCUUCUGUGGCAUCCCGCACCGACAGCAAAAGAUUUUCACCCCAUCACCUUUCCGUCGAAUCGAGACAUGCUGGUGCCAUCGUGGUCGUGGACGGCAUACGCUGGGGCAAUCAAGUACCUACCGGUCAGGUUUGGAGACGUGGAUUGUGCUGGGACGGUCCCCACGACCCGCAGGGUGGGCAGCAUUGCCUUGACUGCGAAGUUGUGGGAUGUCAAGUCGGUUGAAGGGGCCGAGAUGUACUUUGAUCACCCCGGAGGCUCCGAGAGGACUGCUCUGCAGUGCAUUGUGCUAGGAGUGAGACGGCUGGAGCAGCCUCGCCAAAGUCGUGAGUUGAGGUUGCGCUACGUGAUGUUUCUCAAGCAGACAUCGGGAGAAGAGAGGGAGGCGUUCAGGGUGUUUGAGAGAAUCGGAGUGGCAUCGCAAGAUGCGCCAAAUAUCGCCGCUACUGCCAAGAGGCAUAAUGUGGACCGUUCCACCCUCUCCCGGCGCUGGAGACGUAAAACGGGCAGUUGGGAGGACCACGUCGAUUCCAUGUCAUUGCUCACCAAGCAACAACAGAAGAAUCUAGUCUUCUACAUCAACAAGUUGACCGAGCGUGGUAUCCCUCCGACCAAUGCCAUGGUUCGAAAUUUCGCCCACGACAUAUGGCAAAAAUGGCCCGGCAAAAACUGGGUUUAUCGGUUCAUCCAGGCCCAUGAGAACGUCCUGAAGUCGGGGUACCUAUGCGGCGCCGAUUUAAGCCGGAAAAAGGCCAAUAAUGUGCAUCAAUAUCGCCCUUAUUUUGAGCUGGUGUGUGGGUUUAUAUGA